AUGACAGCGACGGAGAUACUGACAGGGUAUGUGAGAGUCAUCAAAAGAGUCCCCUGCCCAUCCAUCCGAGCCGGCAACGAUGCGCUGCAGGAAGCAAAGUUCCUUCAGUCCCUCGACCACCCCCACGUGGUCAAGUACGUGGACGUGUUCUUGCAUCAGGAGGGGCAGGAGCUGGAGGUCUGUACAGUAAUGGAGUUCUGCGAAGGAGGAGAUCUUGCUCGUAGACUGCAGGACGUCAAGAGUCGCGGUGAUUCUUUCACAGAAGAGCAAUGUCGCGCCUGGAUCUCUCAAGUAGCGAUGGGCUUGGAGUAUCUACACAUGGAGAGGAUUAUUCACAGGGACAUCAAACUCCAGAACAUCUUGAUCACCAAGGAAGAGAUACUGAAAAUCGCUGACUUUGGCCUUGCGGGAAAGAUCGACCAUGGAAUGAGGACCUCCAGGGUGGGCACUCCAGCAUACCUUGCUCCAGAGAUGUUGCAGCGAGAGGGAACAGGGGAACCGGUCGACAUAUGGGGUCUGGGCUGCAUCGCGCUUGAGUUGGUGACUCUGUCCUUUCUCACUGACAGAAAAGGCAUGCUCGGGGUGGAGGUGCUAUCGACCCCGCUGGAUGCUGGAAGACUGCCUCAUCGAUUCUCCCCCUCCCUCCGCCGCUGCAUUGUCUCAAUGCUUUGUUUCGAUCCUGCUCAGCGACCAACAGCUACCGAGGUCCUUGAAAUUUGUCAGGUACUAGCCCACUUGCACAGUGCGCUCUGUGCCUUGAGACCUUGGUAUGCUGACACUCGCUAUGUUUGUCCUCCCAGACUUCCACUCCUCUUGAGCCCCUCUCAGGUGCCUACAAGGCCAGGCGAGAGCGAGCGAUCGCGAAAGUGA
Guillardia theta CCMP2712 is the source of this 870-nucleotide messenger RNA. RefSeq lists its product as hypothetical. The record is from RefSeq and is a predicted model, not a curated record. The coding region runs from base 1 to 870 and encodes 289 amino acids. Gene Ontology annotation, biological process: protein phosphorylation. Lineage: Eukaryota; Cryptophyceae; Pyrenomonadales; Geminigeraceae. Gene Ontology annotation, molecular function: ATP binding; protein kinase activity. The transcript has a single exon.